Molecule: messenger RNA, 936 nt
Organism: Saxophila tyrrhenica
Lineage: Eukaryota; Fungi; Ascomycota; Dothideomycetes; Mycosphaerellales; Extremaceae
Exons: 2
Coding region: 1-936 (311 amino acids)
Molecular function (GO): protein binding
Source: RefSeq, a predicted model, not a curated record
AUGGCUCCCAAGCCGACUUUGUCAGCAUAUCGUGGAGGUGCCGCAUCUUCCCAACCAGAUCCACAGACCCGAUCUCAGUCGCCAGAAUACGCUCACGGCGAGUGUUGGACCGUCGCUCCCUCGGACCUGGUGCUCUAUGGAAACGGCAAAGGCUAUGGCGUCUUCGCUGCCCGGAAGAUCGAAGCUGGAGAGACCAUCAUCGAAGACGAGGCACUGAUAGUCUCCGAACGCAUGCCUGGUCUGGCCUCAUACACAGAGUAUAUCAUAGAUGGGUUCCGGAACCUGUCUCCGGAGGAGCAAAAGGAGUAUCUCUCCAAAUUCACGCACUCGAAGUCUGAAGCAGACCUACUCAGACUGGCGAGGGAGUAUGGGCAGGACAUCGGGAAUGUGCCGGAGUCCCGCGAGGAGGCGCUUGAGAUCGGCCAGGUCGUCGCCAUCUUCCGCAACAACGCCUUCACUAUCGCUCAAGGUGCCACUGCGUUCUGCAAAGACGCAGCCCGGCUCAACCAUUCCUGCGUCCCAAACGCCAUGCACGUCGACGACCAAGUGAACGACUGUUACGUCGUCCGAGCUACCCGGGAGAUCAACGAGGGAGAAGAGCUGCUCCUGUCAUAUGUGCCGGAGAUGCAGCCGAAGGCGGACAGGCAGUCGCAGCUGGAGAAGUAUGGCUUCACCUGCACUUGCGUUGCAUGCGAGGAUCCUGUAUACGGUGCAGAGACCGAGCCUCGUAGGCGGGAGCUAAAAGACCUGGCUGGACAAGUUGCGAGUGCCGAGUGCGUCGAGCAAUAUCCGAAUACUGCUGAAUAUGGGUGUGCCAAUUUGCUGAAACCAGAAGGAAUACCGGCAGCCUUGGUCCGAAUGCUGGAGAUCCUGGAGCAAGAACCGGCCAUGCUAGUUGAUAAAGCGGAGACUGCUCGGAAUCUUGCCCAACGAUAA